CCAUGGUAUGUCGACAGAUUUUUUAAAUAUAAUAAUAAACUUCAACGAUUAAUAUCUUGCUUUGCGGGACAGUGCGACGCUUAUUUCCUGCCAGUAUAUGAUCAUUUUAUGCAUAAAAACGUCGAAUAUAUGAGUUAUUUUUAAUAUAAUUUUUGCGAGAAAAACAUGCCCAGACAUAACUCUAAUUACUUCAAAUAUUUGAGAAAUCCAAAUUUAUCUGUACCACGUUCGACCAAACACAAUCGAGAAAGAAAUAAUCCAAAUUCAUUACCAGCUAUAUCAGCUCAUCAACCACUGGUUUUGAACAAACAAUUAAGAAACAAUGAUGAUUAUAUCUUAAAUUUUGAUAAUGCAGAAAGCUCUGCAGAUAAUGAACAAAAUUCUACAAACAACCAUGGAUUUGAAGGUGACGAUGAACAACGAUUCAAUGCAAACCUAUUGUUAGAAAAUGAAACGCUAAAUGAAUUGGAAGCAGAUGAAAUAGAGCAAAAUUUAUUUCAUAAUGAUAUUGAAGAUGAAGAAGGAAAUGAAUACAAUGAAGAAUCUGAAAAUGAAAUACAUAUUGAUUUGCAAGAGGAUCAAACAAAUUUACUCGCCAAUGUUGUUCAUGAAGAUGAAGAAAAUGAGGAACGAAUCCCCAUUUAUCCGGGAGCUAAUCUUACGCAACAAGAGAGUGAUCUUCUUAUAAUGUCUUUCCUAAUUCGACACAACUUAACGGAUUAUGGACUAGAAGAUCUUCUGGAACUCAUCAAUUGUCAUCUACCAAUAUCAUUAAAUACGUCGAAGUAUAAAUUUUUGAAAAGGUUUCCCAGUAUAACAAGUAUAAAAUCUUUCUAUUAUUGCCCUGAUUGUUUCGUGCUAUUAGUUUUCGAAAAUGGCCGAAAUAUUGCAACAUGUGCAUCGUGUCACCAAAUUUUACUAUUAAAUUCUUUAAAAAGAAAUGGACAUUUUUUUCUACACAUAUCACUAAAAGAGCAGUUAAUUAAUUUACUCUCAGGACCACUUUUUUAUUUUUUGCAAAGAACUCCACAUGACUCAUUAUCCGAUGUAAUAAGUGGUUCGGUAUAUAGAAAAUUACGAGAAAACGGCACAAUCUCUAAUUAUGAUAUUACUCUGCAAUGGAAUGCUGAUGGCGUACAAACUUUUAAAUCGUCAAAAGUUUCUAUGUGUCCGUUGCAAGUCUCGAUAAACGAGCUUAAUUAUCGUCAAAGAAAAGAAAAUAUUUUGCUUGCUGGGAUAUGGGCUUCGGUAAAGAAACCUGUUCUCGAUCUGUUUUUGAAACCGUUUAUUGACGAAUUAAAAGAUCUGCAUCAAAAUGGAUUCGAAUGUUUACCACCCGGUUUUAAUGAACCUAUAACGAUUAAAGUCCAUACAAUUCUUUCUUCCGUAGAUUCAGUAGAACGAUGCGCAUUACAAAACAUUCAUCAGUAUAAUGGCACAUAUGGCUGUUCAUUUUGCUUGAAUCCGGGUGAACAUAUUUUAGUAGGAAACGGCUAUGCACGCGUGUAUUCAGGGGGUAAAGGCUUAAAAAGAACAGAACAUCAGCAUAAAGAAGAUGCAAUUAAAGCAGAAAGAGAAGAGACAGUAGUCAAUGGGGUAAAAGGUGUAUCCAUUUUAAUGCUUCUACCUGUUUUUAAUAUAAUUAAAUCUUUUCCCCUCGAAUACAUGCACAGUGUAUUGCUCGGAGUCGUUAAAUUAUUUUUAGCAGCUUGGAUCGAUCCAAAAAACUAUCGAGCAUUUUGGUAUAUGGGAAGUAAAGUACGUGAAAUAGAUGCCAGAUUAUUUGCCAUAUUCCCACCAUGCGAAAUAUCUCAAACACCACAGUCAGUGACUAACAUUUGCCAGUGGAAAGCUUCAGAGUACAAAAAUUUUUUAUUGUAUUACUCUUUGCCGAUCUUAAAAGAUCUUUUACCUCGAGCUUUUUACAAACACUGGUCAUUACUCGUGUAUGCUAUUAAUAUAUUCAAUAGUGAAAAAAUUAGCGCACAAGCAUUUGAAAAGGCAACAAGAUCGAUCAACAAAUUUGUUACGGACAUCGAAAGAUUGUACGGAAAAGAAUUUUUAAAAUUUAAUGUACAUUUGCUACUUCACUUACCAAAGUCAGUCAACGACUUUGGAGCAUUAUGGGCUUGGUCCGCGUUUCCGUAUGAAAGCAACAAUUACAUUUUAAGAAAAAUGUUACACAAUUCACAAACUGUGUUGCAACAAGUUUGUAAAUCUUACUUAAGAUUUCAAAGUGUUAAACAUUUUGAUGUAUUUUCAAAACCUAAUUGUAGCACUGAUGGUAAAUCUUUGUAUUUAAAAAUGAUGGCUAACUAUAGAAGAAGAACUGGUACAAAAGUAGUCAGUGAUAAUCGUCUUAUUAUAUUCGGUACUGGGACAGUCAAAAAAUUAAAUCUUAUACAAAAAUUAUCAAUUCAAGCUUUAAUACAAGAAAACAUUAAUGAUUUUGCAGUAGCCUACGAUAGGUUUAUAUACAAUAAUAUUUUGUUCCAUUCAAAUACAUAUGAAAAAAUGAUGAAACGAAAUAACAGUAUUAUUAAGACAACAUUAGGGACCUUUGUAGAAAUUAUAGGAAUUUUUUGCGUCAGUAUAUCAAAAAAGUAUGUUAUUCUUGCUAAAUCUUUUGAAGCGUUACACGAAACCUUGUGCACAAAUGGUGAUAUUUCAUCAGCUAGUUAUUUACAUCCCGUUAGAGAAACAAAUAAUAUUGUAGCUCUGUUACCUCAAAAUAUUUCUAAAAAAUGUAUUUUUUUACUUUGUAAUGGUAACAGUUACAUUAUGGAACUUAUAAAUAAUGUAGAAACUGAUUAAGGUUUUUAUAAUAAAUAAAUGCAGGCUUAUAUUUACUAAUACA
Molecule: messenger RNA, 2857 nt
Organism: Monomorium pharaonis (pharaoh ant)
Lineage: Eukaryota; Metazoa; Arthropoda; Insecta; Hymenoptera; Formicidae
Exons: 5
Coding region: 166-2814 (882 amino acids)
Source: RefSeq, a predicted model, not a curated record